AUGUUGGUGAAGGAAUGGGAACCGCCAAAGCCCGAAGUGCAACAAGGAUGUGGUGGUGUCAUGAUGGGGCGUUGGACGCAAACCGGACAGCCAAACACUGCCGAAUACCGUCUAAAGCCGCCGCCCCAGCCCCGAGACGGAGAUAGCAACGCUGGACCUGGGUUCGAGAAAGUUACUUCUGCUGAAGAGAGCGAAACCUCGACGAUGAAAAAAAAGCCGAUACCCGACAUAGAGAAACAGCCUUAUAAAACAGCCAGAGUUUCAGUCAGGCGAAAAAUACCUUUGCGUAGUACUGGCGAAACGGUUCUCCGUAGAGGGUAG
Messenger RNA from Trypanosoma brucei brucei TREU927, 321 nucleotides. RefSeq lists its product as hypothetical. The record is from RefSeq and is a predicted model, not a curated record. NCBI's taxonomy places the organism in Eukaryota, Euglenozoa, Kinetoplastea, Trypanosomatida, Trypanosomatidae. The coding region runs from base 1 to 321 and encodes 106 amino acids. The transcript has a single exon.